Messenger RNA from Xiphias gladius (swordfish), 2295 nucleotides. RefSeq names its product MBL associated serine protease 2 (gene masp2). The record is from RefSeq and is a predicted model, not a curated record. Gene Ontology annotation, molecular function: serine-type endopeptidase activity; calcium ion binding. Bases 266 to 1177 code for a protein of 303 amino acids. Lineage: Eukaryota; Metazoa; Chordata; Actinopteri; Istiophoriformes; Xiphiidae. The transcript is spliced from 7 exons.
UGGCACCUUCAGAGGUCUUGCAGGGUUCAUGCGUCAGGGAUCAGAGCUCUUCUGGGGCACACAGGACCAACAGCAUAUUACGCGAGGAUGAUCAUAAUGCUUUCGCUCAUUUUUGCAUUAAGUUAAAAGAAAUAUUCGGUGCUGAUCACUUGCAACCUUGCCAAGACCUUAAAAGAGCCAGGACAGCCGGGUUCAUUUACCCUCAGAUCAGUCUGAGUGAACCAUUCCAAAAACACACAAAAUAUCUGGGGGCUCUGAAGCCGACAUGAACAGGGGAUGCUGUGUAUUUGUCCUGUUUUCCCUCCUCCAUGUCUCGCUGAGUGUGGAAAUGACAGGGUUGUAUGGCAGCUUCGCCUCCCCCAACUUUCCCCAGCCAUACCCCGACAACCAGCACAUGGUGUGGAACAUCACUGUCUCAGACGGCCACAGGAUUAAACUCUACUUCACCCACUUCAGUAUGGAACCCUCCGACCAGUGUGAAUACGACCACAUCCAGGUUUUGGCAGAGGGAAAUGAAACCUUGCGGUUCUGUGGUGAGGAAGAGAAGAACUAUGAAAGCACCCCGGGGAACUCCGUCAUCCUGUCAGCCGGGAACCUCAUGUCAGUGGUCUUUAGGAGUGACUACUCUAACGAGGGCCGAUUCACCGGCUUCCAAGCAUUUUAUACCUCAGAAGAUAUCAAUGAAUGUCUGUCCAAGAUGGAUGGGGAGACAGUAUGUGAUCAUUUUUGCCACAAUUACAUAGGUGGAUAUUACUGCACAUGCAGACAAGGAUACCUUCUGCAUGACAACAAAAGAUCUUGCACAGUGCCAUGCCACAGCCAGGUGUUGACCUUGCCGUCGGGGGUUCUGACCAGUCCACGCUACCCAAAGCCCUACCCACCCAUGAGUCAGUGUGACCACACCAUCCGUCUGCCAGAGGGCUACAGAAUAAUCCUGGACUUCCUGGAACCCUUUGACGUAGAGGGACACCCAGAAGUCCAAUGUCCGUACGAUAUGUUGGAGAUUUCAACAGCUGGAAAACAGUAUGGACCCCUGUGUGGAUCAAUCACACCAGCCCGCAUUGACACAGGAAGUUACCAAGUGCAUGUUCGGUUCAGCUCUGACACCAGUGGGAAAAACAAGGGAUGGAAGAUCAAGUACACCAGUACUAAGGCUGAAUCCCUCACUUUAACUUAAGAUGGCUUGUCGGCACGAACAUUGUAUUUGUAUGUUAUGCACUACCUGAAAAUUUUACAGUGACUUUUACGUUGGGUGACUUAACACAACCACAAUUUUUAUCGUGAAACUUUGAUAUUGUGUUCAACCACAAGUCUAUCACAUGUAUCAUCUCAAUGAUUCCUUGGUAUGACAUUGUGACACUGGUGCUACUAAGAUACCCUCCCAAUUUCAAGCAAUUUCAUUGACUAAUUCAAAAUCUACUGGUCAUUGUUUAAUUUCUUCUUUUGCUGAGAUGCUGCUACGAUCUCACCAGCACAAUCCUUUUUUAACCACUUUUGUAAUGUGUUUUUUUUUUGUUUGUUUAUUUUGCUGCUUGUGCAAAUAAAAAACAAGACUAAGAAGACCCUUUGACAUCCAUUUAGACAUGUCUAGUGACCACAAUAUACAACCCUGUGGCUAUAUGUGAUCAGGCGAACAUUUUAAUAAAAGGUAUUCCACAUAAUACUGUAGCUGAAUGCAAACAUUUAUUCUGCUCUAUUCUGGCUGUAGACAGAUGCACAUUCAACUGCCCUGGUAGAAAUAAUAAAUUAAUUCCGUUUAAAGUAUUCUGGAAGUCAGUCAGUCUCGUCUGAGAAGCGGUGAAUGGUAGUCGUUUAACCUUCAUACAUUAUGCAGCUUGUUCUCAGCAUUCCCAGCUCUACUCCUCUAUCAAAACAGUCAUUAUAGAGUUCUUCAGUCCCAUGAAAUUGCCUCUCAUUUGACACUUUUGAACUCAAUCACCAAUGUUUCCUCCAUCUGUGCCCCAUAAGUGGGGCAAAAGAGCAUGCCUAAUGUGAGAAAUAAUUGUACUUGUGUUGAUUUAUAUUUACUGAUGCUGUUACUCCACAGUGUGAUAUUUUUUCGUAUUGUCCCUUGGAAUUAGGCCUACACCACUUUUCUGAGAGCUUAAGAUUUUUUUUUAAAACCAUCAGCAUCUUGACUUUGACUGAACUAUUAUGCUGAUACGUACUUUGUAGUUGGAAGACUACCACAUCUUAGCAAGGCAAGGUACGUACUGACCCAUCUAUCACCUUGGCAUUUGCAACCUGACAGAAUCACAAGGUCUUCGGUGGACAUGUGCUCUCUGAAAGUCAUCU